Molecule: messenger RNA, 2837 nt
Organism: Capsicum annuum
Lineage: Eukaryota; Viridiplantae; Streptophyta; Magnoliopsida; Solanales; Solanaceae
Product: RRP12-like protein
Source: RefSeq, a predicted model, not a curated record
AAUGUGUUGGAUCAGCUGUUGGUGCAAUGGGACCUGAAUCUUUGUUAACUCUUCUUCCUCUUAAGUUGGAUGCACAAGAUAUAUCAGAGUCCAACAUCUGGCUUUUGCCAAUUCUAAAGCAAAACAUUGUUGGUGCGCAUUUAAGUUUCUUUACCAACUCAAUUUUGUCGAUGGUUGGAGCUAUGAAGCAGAGGUCUGCAAUGCUUGAGCACGAGGGAAAGAUAUAUUCAGCGAGAACUAUUGAUGGAAUUGUGUACUCACUGUGGUCAUUGUUACCCUCAUUUUGCAAUUACCCUAUGGACACUGCUGAAAGCUUCAAGGAGCUGGAGAUGGUAUUCAGCAAAGCUCUACAUGAAGAGCCUGAUGUCUCUGGGAUAAUAUGUUCCAGUUUGGAGAUCCUUGUUCAGCAGAAUGACAACAUUUUAAAAGGGAAGGUGGAUUUGUCUGAUACUGAAAUAAGUGUUCCCAAAGGACGAGCCAUUGCACGAUACAGCCAGCAAGUUGCAGAAUGUAACUUGAAGGCAUUGAGCCUUUCUUCUCAUAAACUGCUGCCUGUUCUCUAUGACGUCUUCCUGGAAUCCUCUAAAGACACUGGUGGAUUUUUGCAGAGAACAAUUGGUGUAUUGGCCUCUAUUGCUGACAAAGUGAGAGUGAAAAGGCCCGGCAAAUCAGAAGAAAUAAGGAUAGUAAGAGUGCUAUUAACAAGAACCAUGAAGAAGCUCCGGAAUGUUAUCAAAGAAGUUGGGGACGCAGAGAAGGACAAAAAUUCCUAUUCAAUGCAGAUUGAUGAGUCAUCCAGUAAAAGUUCUUUGUCACGGAGUGCACAGUUGUAUGAUCUGGCAGUUUCAUUAUUACCUGGUUUAUAUGCUGAAGAAUAUGAUGCGCUGUUUGAGGCUUUAAUUCCUGCCCUAAAGGACGAGGAAGGCUUGAUCCAGAAGAAGGCAUAUAAAGUUCUCUCCAUGAUCCUUCGGGACCGUGCUGAAUUUAUUUCAAGGAAGACUGAAGAGUUGCUUAACUUGAUGAUUGAAGCACUACCUGCAUGUCAUUUUUCAGCCAAACGUCACAGACUUGACUGCCUAUACUAUUUAAUUAUCCAUGUUACGAGGGAUGAAUCAGAACAGAGGAGGCAUGGCAGUAUUACUUCUUUUAUGACUGAAAUUUUGCUUGCACUCAAAGAGGCUAACAAGAAAACAAGGAACCGAGCGUACGAGAUUCUUGUCAAGAUUGGCCAUGCUUGUGCAGAUGAAGACAGAGGUGGCAGAAAGGAGAACCUACAGCAGUUUUUUAAUAUGAUUGCUGGGGGUCUUGCUGGGGAAACACCUCAUAUGAUCAGUGCAGCGGUUAAAGGCUUAGCUCGCCUGGCUUAUGAAUUUACAGACCUUGUUUCUGCUGCUUUCAGUGUCCUACCAUCAACAUUUCUUCUCCUUAAGAGAGACAACAAAGAAAUAAUUAAGGCUAAUUUAGGGCUGUUGAAGGUACUGGUCACAAAGUCACCGGCAGAGGGAUUGCAAGCACAUUUAAGGAGCAUGGUAGAAGCCCUUCUUGGUUGGCAAGAUAAUACCAAGAACCAUUUCAAAGCCAAGGAUGCCUGAAGAACACAUGAAACUCCUUACUAACAUAAGAAAGAUCAAGGAGCGAAGAGAUAAGAAACUCGCCUCAAAUUCUGAGGAAAGCAGAUCGCUUAUGACAAAAGCAACAACAUCAAGACUAAGCAGAUGGAAUCAUACAAAAAUCUUUUCCGAGUUCGAUGAUGGGGAAUCUGAGAAUAGUGAUGCAGAAUAUAUGGACAUAAGUAGUAAGAGCAAGGCUACGUUAGUAUCAGAGUCCAAAGCAUCUUUAUUACGGUCCAAGAAAUCACAGAAAGCAGCCAGAAAUUUGCUGGAAGAUCUGUUUGAUCAAUUAGAUGAUGAGCCACUUGACUUACUUGACCAGAAGAAGACCAGGUCAGCUCUUAGAGCAUCUGGCAAUCUCAAGCGGAAGCCCGAGUCAGAAGAUGAGGCAGAAAUAAACUCUGAAGGCCGUUUGAUCAUUCACGAGGGAGAUAAGAAGCAAAAACAAGUCAAGCCACCUACUGAUGACUUGGAUGUAAGAAGCAAAGCAGGGAGUCGCUUCUCUGAGAGCUCAAGGAAAACUCAGAAACGGAGGAAGACGUCUGAUUCAGGAUGGGCCUACACUGGAACCGAGUAUGCAAGCAAGAGGGCAGGUGGUGAUGUCAAAAGGAAAGACAAACUUGAGCCUUAUGCCUACUGGCCCCUUGACCGCAAGAUGAUGAGCCGGAGGCCUGAACAUCGGGCAGCAGCACGAAAAGGAAUGGCAAGCGUUGUGAAGCUAACAAAAAGGCUUGAAGGCAAGAGUGCAUCGUCUGUGCUGUCUGCAAAGAGAUCCAAGACUAAAAAGAGAAUCAGUGCAAAAAAGGAUGAAGGUGAAGUCUGAUUUGAUGAUGAUAGGUCAAGAUGAAGAGCUCCAUCCAGAGGCUCCCUAGAUUUUGUGCCAUCGUUUGCACUUGGGGCUUCUGCACAUCCAGUGUACCCCGUGCUUUUCAUAUUGAAGUUUGCACUUGGAGCUUCUGCAUAUCCAGUACCCCAUGCUUUUUACAUCUACCGUUUUCUCAUUUAAUUCAAUCCAUGUUCACCUGUUGAAGUGAUCUGGAUAUUUGAUAGGGUUGUAGGUAGGAAAUUGAGUACACGUAUUUGCAAAUGCAUUCGAUACAAGCUACUUGAGUUGGUCAGUCAUUGGUAAUAUAUUCUUGCAAUAUGCAAGUACAUAAAAAGUAUAUCCGAAUCAUUUGUAAUAUACUAGUAAAUUUAUUUCAAGUAUUUGAUUUGAGUUUCAACCAA